This is a messenger RNA of Schistocerca nitens (vagrant locust), 7968 nucleotides long. RefSeq names its product voltage-dependent T-type calcium channel subunit alpha-1G (gene Ca-alpha1T). Bases 17 to 6973 code for a protein of 2318 amino acids. The record is from RefSeq and is a predicted model, not a curated record. The transcript has 37 exons. Gene Ontology annotation, molecular function: voltage-gated sodium channel activity; low voltage-gated calcium channel activity. Gene Ontology annotation, biological process: sodium ion transmembrane transport; calcium ion transmembrane transport; calcium ion import. NCBI's taxonomy places the organism in Eukaryota, Metazoa, Arthropoda, Insecta, Orthoptera, Acrididae. Gene Ontology annotation, cellular component: voltage-gated sodium channel complex; neuron projection; plasma membrane.
CUGCGUCACGCUGGGCAUGUACAGGCCGUGCAUCGACGACCCCUGCACCACCAACCGCUGCAAGAUACUGCAGAUAUUCGACGAUUUUAUAUUCGCCUUCUUCGCACUGGAGAUGUCUGUGAAGAUGAUUGCGAUGGGGGCCUAUGGGAAGGGAACGUACCUCGCCGAUCCCUGGAACUGGCUGGACUUUUUCAUCGUCAUCGCUGGGGCACUGGAGUACUGCCUGAACGUGGAGAACAUGAACCUGUCCGCCAUCCGAACCAUUCGCGUGCUGCGACCUCUGCGCGCUAUCAACAGGAUACCAAGCAUGCGCAUCCUGGUGAUGCUGCUGCUGGACACGCUGCCGAUGCUGGGGAACGUGCUGCUGCUGUGCUUCUUCGUCUUCUUCAUCUUCGGCAUCGUGGGCGUGCAGCUGUGGCAGGGCAUCCUGCGCCAGCGCUGCUUCCCCAAGACCCCGCCGAACGUCACGCUGCCCAAGGCUGUGGCGCAGUACUACCACAGUGUGGACCAGGAGCGCGACUACAUCUGCUCGACGCCCAAGGACUCGGGCAUGCACCUCUGCCGGGACCUGCCGCCGCUCGUGCUCGACAGCGGACUCGUCUGCAACGCGACGGCGCUGCCCAACAGCCCCAACGAGCCCACCAACGCCUCCUGCGUCAACUGGAACCAGUACUACACCGAGUGCCUGCCCUCGCCCUACAACCCCUUCCAGGGCACCAUCUCCUUCGACAACAUCGGCCUCGCCUGGGUCGCCAUCUUCCUCGUCAUCAGUCUUGAAGGCUGGACGGAUAUUAUGUAUUAUGUACAGGAUGCCCAUUCGUUUUGGGACUGGAUAUAUUUCGUAUUGCUCAUUGUGAUCGGGUCGUUCUUCAUGAUCAACCUGUGCCUGGUCGUCAUCGCGACGCAGUUCUCGGAGACGAAGAAGCGCGAGAUGGAGCGCAUGCGCCUGGAGCGGGAGCGCUUCCGGUCCAGCAGCACGCUCGCCUCCAGCACCAACAACUCCGAGCCCACCUCCUGCUACGCAGAGAUCGUCAAGUACGUGGCGCACCUGUGGCGGCGCGGCAAGCGGCGACUGAUGAAGAAGUGGCGUGUUUGGCGCUACCGCCGGCAACAGCGCCGCCAGGCCAAGGCGGGCGCCAUCUCCUUGCAGCACUGCGGCAACAACGGCGCCGGCAUGCUGCGAGCCCACGCGCACCACCACCACCACCAUCACCACCACCACAGGCACGGGCACGGGCACGGCCACCACCACAGCAACCACCACCACGGGCACCGCGGCCACGCGACGCCGGGCCUGCUGUCGCCGCCGGGCGGCCCGCGGCGGCGCUCCAGCGUCAUGUUCAGCGAGGUGGUGCUGCUGCACGGCGGCGCCGGCUGCCCGCUGUCGGAGAGCGCGUGCGGCGCCGCGUCCGAGGCGAUGACGUGCCAGGAGCUGCUGGCGCUGUCCGGCGCGCUCAGCGCAGCCUUGCCCACGGGACAGCUCGCGCUCGACUCUUUCUUCUCGUCGCUCAGCAAGGGACCAGGAGGCGGCGAGCCGCUGUGCUGCCAGGAGGCGGGGUGCUGGGAGCUGGAGCUGGAGUCGGGGCUGUCGGAGGGCGCGUGCUGCGCCGAGCAGCCGUGGGCGGCCAUGCUGGAGGACAAGGCGGCGGCGGCAGCGGGCGCGGGGGCGGCGGGGGCGGCGGCGCGGCGCCGCAGGCAGCGCUGGAGGCACGCCCUCGCCUGCUGCACCGGCUGCCUGCGCUGGGUGCGCCGCGGCGUGCGCGCCCUCGUCACGCACAAGUACUUCCAGCAGGGCAUCCUCUUCGCCAUCCUCAUCAACACGCUCAGCAUGGGCAUCGAGUACCACGACCAGCCCGAAGAACUGACCGUGACGGUGGAGAUCAGUAACAUCGUGUUCUCCGCCAUUUUCGCCGUCGAGAUGAUGCUCAAGAUAAUCGCCGAAGGGCCGUUCGGCUACAUCAGCAACGGCUUCAACGUCUUCGACGGAGUAAUCGUGGUACUCAGCGUGAUCGAGAUGUGCCAGACGUACCUGGGAGAGGGUGAGGGCAGCUCGGGACUGAGCGUGCUGCGCACCUUCCGGCUGCUGCGCAUCCUCAAGCUGGUGCGCUUCAUGCCCAACCUUCGCCGCCAGCUGUUCGUCAUGCUGCGCACCAUGGACAACGUCGCCGUCUUCUUCUCGCUGCUCAUCCUCUUCAUCUUCAUCUUCAGUAUACUUGGAAUGAACCUGUUCGGUUGCAAAUUCUGCAAUAAGGCCGACAACGGAGACACAGAUGAAUGCGACAGAAAGAAUUUCGAUUCCUUGCUCUGGGCAAUUGUGACGGUGUUUCAGAUCCUGACGCAGGAAGAUUGGAACGUGGUGUUGUUCAAUGGCAUGGAGAAGACGACGCACUGGGCCGCCCUGUACUUCGUGGCUCUUAUGACGUUCGGCAACUACGUGCUCUUCAACCUGCUGGUCGCCAUCCUCGUCGAAGGCUUCUCCGCAGAGCGCAACGAACGGCGGGAGCGCGAGCAGCGGGAGCUGGCCAAGCAGCAGCAGCUGAAGAACGAGCAGAUGCACCGCGAGGCGCAGCUGGCCGCCUCCAGCUACGAGUGCUCACGCACCGACUCCAGCUCUGACACCACAGACUCCUACUUCGCCACGCAGGGCAUGACGAACGAGUGGCGCAGCGCGGAGGAGCUGAGGAAGUCGAAGCACAACGGCCACCGCGAGAAGGAGAACAGCUGCCACCGGCGCCGACACCUGCUGCACGACUGCGAGCCCAAGUGCAACAUCCAGAAAGAGAGCAAGAUGUUGUCGCAGCCGCCCAUCAUCACGCACACGGCGGCGACGCCCCAGGACUCGCCCAACACGACGAUGGACCCGGGCAUGCGCGACUGCCGUCUGGCGCCGGUGCUCGCCCUGCACGGGUCCUCCAUGUCGCUCGAGUCCAUCGAUCGCUCUCUGACAUCCGAGCAAAGUGUGCCUGGCCUGCUGAAGCCACCCAACACCAAAUUCAGCGGCAACGGCGCCAGCGGUCCUGGCGGCAGCAGCUACAACAACCACGGCAACAACCACAACAAUAACAACGGCCACCAGCUGCAUCAGGGCCGGCGCGUCAGCUUGGUGGCCAUUGUCAGCUCCCGGCGGGAGUCAACGGCUUCCAGCACCAGUGGGAGCCGCGGCUGCCCCUGGAAGCUGUCCCGGCCGUCGCUGCGCAGGAGGGCUUCGCGACGCUCCUCGGACGCCGACGACGCGUCCGCCGAAGCAGACGCCGACGCCGCGCUGCCCGUCCUCAACAAUGGCCUCAACAACCACAACCACCUGGCCAGCCCUACUGACAGGACGAGCCAUCGGAGCUGCAGCCAGUGCGGGGAGCACGCACACGCUCACUGCAACGGCGGGCUGGUGGGCAGCAUCCGCAACGACACUGGCAGCGGGGGCGGCGGGGGCGGGGGCGGCAACGGCGCAAGCCGACAGCUCAGCCCGCAGGGCUCGCUGCGGGGACACGCCUCCUACUGCCCGCUGCCGCAGGCGUCGCUCGUCUCCUGCAGGGCCGACGACGAGCUGCCGCAGCCCAAGUGCGUCAACGCCCUCGUCGCCAGGGGUACGUCACCGCCCAGCUCAUUUUUCAUUAUACAAAUCAGCGGAAUUUGGUUCCGGUUCCAGUCUCUAACAACCCUACCACAACAAAAUCGGACGUCGCCCCACGGCUCGCUCAGCUCGGGCUCUGCCGAAGGCGCAACGCCCACACCGCCGGAGGCCAUCAAGAAAAUAUUCAUGUUCUUCGAGCCCCGCGGCUGCCUGAAAGAACGCGACGACUAUUCGCUCUAUAUGUUCCCUCCGCGCAACAGAUUCCGGUUGCUCUGUUGCUGGUUCGUGGAGCAGAAGUGGUUUGACAACAUGGUGUUGCUCUUCAUUGGGCUCAACUGCAUCACGCUGGCCAUGGAGCGGCCCAACAUCCCUCCAGACAGUCCAGAGCGUUUGUUCCUCUCCACCGCCAACUAUGUGUUCACCGCCGUCUUUGCUAUUGAAAUGUUUGUCAAGGUUAUUGCUACAGGUAUGAUUUAUGGCCGAGAUGCAUACUUCACAUCUGGUUGGAACAUUAUGGAUGGUUCACUUGUUAUAAUAUCAAUCAUAGAUCUAUUGAUGUCACUCGUCUCUGAAUCCAGCCCUCGCAUCUUUGGCAUCCUCCGUGUUUUUCGGCUGCUGCGUUCCCUUCGCCCGUUGCGUGUUAUCAACCGUGCCCCAGGACUUAAACUUGUUGUACAAACACUUUUGUCUUCACUACGUCCCAUUGGAAAUAUUGUGCUUAUAUGCUGCACAUUCUUCAUUAUUUUUGGUAUUUUAGGAGUGCAGUUAUUUAAAGGUACAUUUUACUACUGUGAGGGGGCAGAUAUAAAGAAUGUUCGCAACAAAACAGACUGCCUGAAGGACAAAAACAAUCGAUGGGUUAACCGUAAAUACAAUUUUGAUGACUUGGGAAAGGCACUCAUGUCUCUGUUUGUCCUCUCAUCAAGAGAUGGAUGGGUAAACAUCAUGUACACUGGUCUUGAUGCUGUGGGAGUAGAUCAACAACCAAUUGAAAACUAUUCAGAAUGGCGACUACUAUAUUUCAUCGCAUUCAUCUUGCUUGUUGGAUUCUUUGUCCUUAACAUGUUUGUUGGUGUUGUGGUGGAAAACUUCCAUAGAUGUAGAGAAGAGCAAGAGAAAGAAGAGCGUGUUAGGAGAGCAGCUAAAAGAGCAAAACAAAUGGAGAAGAAAAGGAGAAAGAUGCAUGAGCCACCAUAUUACACUAACUACACACAUUCACGGCUGAUGAUUCACAAUGUUGUGACAUCUAAAUAUUUUGACUUGGCUAUUGCUGCUGUAAUUGGCCUGAAUGUGGUAACUAUGGCUUUGGAAUUCUACAAGAUGCCUAAGCCUUUGGAGUAUGCAUUAAAAAUUUUCAAUUAUUUCUUCACGGCUGUGUUCAUUUUGGAAGCUGUUAUGAAACUUGUAGCUCUGGGUUUCCUAUUGUAUUUUAAAGAUAGGUGGAAUCAGCUGGAUGUUAUUAUAGUAAUAUUAUCUAUUGUUGGAAUUGUGCUAGAAGAAGUUGAAUCAAAAUUUAUUCCUAUAAAUCCAACAAUUAUAAGAGUGAUGAGGGUCCUCAGGAUAGCAAGAGUGCUCAAACUGCUAAAGAUGGCUAAAGGAAUACGGGCCCUGCUAGACACAGUCAUGCAGGCUCUACCACAGGUCGGGAACCUUGGGCUGUUAUUUUUCUUGCUGUUCUUCAUUUUUGCAGCACUUGGUGUUGAGUUAUUUGGGCGCCUAGAAUGCAGUGAAAAGAGACCAUGCCAGGGACUGGGUGAACAUGCACACUUUAGUAACUUCGGCAUGGCAUUUCUCACUCUGUUCCGUGUAGCUACAGGAGACAACUGGAAUGGAAUAAUGAAAGACACAUUACGUGAAGACUGUGACAAUUCAGCUGAUUGUGUCAGAAACUGCUGCGUUUCGACAGUGAUAGCACCCAUCUUCUUCGUUAUAUUUGUUCUUAUGGCACAGUUUGUGCUUGUGAAUGUUGUCGUUGCUGUGCUAAUGAAACAUCUGGAAGAAUCACACAAACAGAUGGAAGAUGAAUUGGACAUGGAAGUGGAGUUAGAACGAGAACUUGCAGCAGAGCAAGAAGAACUCCUGGAGGAAGAGCAGCAAGAGGAACUACAGCGUGUUCUAGAAAUGGAACUUGCAAUGUCACAGCAACAACAGCAGCAGCAGCAACAACAAGAGAUUCAGUUGCAGCAAGCCCAUCCCACUCUCACUAGAGGUCGCUCUCUGCCAGCAGACUUCAUGUUCACAUCUCUUGAUUCUGCAGCAGAAACAGAUGAAGGAGUACGUGGUAUGAAUGAGAGGCGCAGAGAUUCCACUGAGCUUCGCAGCAGACGUGGAGCACAUAAUCGACGCCGGCAGACUUUUCACUCUCAUCAGGGGCCUCUUCUGCCUCCCAGCAUUCCUCCUGCAUAUCCUGCAACUGAAUAUACAGCUGUCUACAAAGCAGCCAGUGACAUCAAUACUGAUACAGUUGAGGAAAAUGCUGAAGAAGAAUCGCCAAACUGGCUGCUGCCUCAGGUGAAAGAGAAAGCACCAAUACAAAGAACUGCAAGUGACCCACAUGAGGGGAGUAGAGGUCUGCUGGCAGUGCCUGGCUUGCGACGUAGUGAUCUGGGCAGCACACAACGUCUAGAGCUCCUGGUUGGCACCCAGUCAAGGAGAACUGACUGGGCAGAUCCAGAGUCCGUGACUCCAUCUGAUGAUAUUUCCCCUGACUGUGUAUCUCCAACAGCUACACUAAUACCCCCACCUUAUCGUGCAGCCACAGCAGAACAGUCUACUCUACAAGCCCCUGUUUUAGACAGAACUAUGGCUGGUCCACGGUUUUUAACUCCCUCUUUGACUUUAGUAACAGCUCAUGAUCUAAACAGAAGUGGCAGUAUGACUAGCAGCUUAAGAAGUGAAAACAUUUGUGAAUUAGCAACUGCUAUUCAGUCCCCACCAGCACUGUUAACAGAAAAGGCAGUGCAUACUCACUUUCAGUCCUCAUCAAAAGGUGAACAUGCAGAUGAUAGUCUUUCAAGUGAUGCCUCCAGUUUAGAAUUAACAAAUGUUACACCAUUGUUUGUUACACACAGUGAAAUUACGGUAUCAGUUCCAAGUUCUUCAUCCUCAUCACACAGUGGGAGAAAAUCUCCAUCUACCUCCAGACCGGUCAUUGUAGGUGAAGUUACUGACAGAAUCAUUGUAGAUUGUGACAGUGUGGACAGUGAAAAGGACAAUGUUUGUAAAAUAGAUAUAGACACAAGAGAGUGCAAAGCAGAUAAGGAAUGUGAUGAUACGUGUGACCUUUUCCAAGUUUCAUUUGAGGUGGAUGACAGUGCUACCGAACCAAUUUACAGAAGUUUCAUUUCAGAAGACAGUAAAAGUGCUGGACACAGCAGUGAACCAAGAACAAUAUCCAAAUGACUUACGCAGUAAACAGUCUGGUCAAAAACUUAAUUAUGUAUUUAAUACUUUUGUUCAUAAUAAAUUUAGUUCAUAGUUUGUUACUGAAGUUUGAUUAAUUUCUUUUUAAUGGCUAACAGACACAUAUCAUAGUUGAUGUGAGUAAUAACAGUCACAUAGGAUGACAAUAGUAUCUGAGAGAAAAUGGAGGUACAUAGACUAUUCGCUGUUAAAAUUAGGUGAAAUCAGUACCUGUCAUUUCAAAAAGGGAGGUGCAUAAAAAUAGAAACAACAUUAAAUAGAUGUUCUGCUAAGAAAGAGAUUACCAAAUUAAACAGCAAGCGUAUAGUACUCUCUUCUAAAACAUGGUUAUUUUAGUUUAAAAGAGUACUGAAAUAAAAGGAUCCUCAAAUGUUGCAAAAAUGUGUCAAAUCUUUUUAUUUUAACUUUUCCAUUUUCUCUUACUUCUAACUAUUAAAACUCUCAUCAUCCAUAAUUAGCACCUCUUUGUAAAUUUCUGACAGUGAGAAACUGCAUAAACAAUACUUGAAAUUUAGUUAAAAUCAGAAAUGUCUGCAGGUUCUGUUACUUCCCAUGUCUGGCACAUUGUGCCUGCAAUGUUUGAAAGAAAUGCUCCAGUACACAGGAACAGGCAUGGGAACAUAAUUAGAACCUGUGACACAGGAGCCAAUAUGAUUUUAGUGACACAAGAAUUGUGUCUUCAUUAAGUUUUUCAUAUCUGUGCCAACGGGGUCUCUUCGUUUCUCCAUAAAAGUGUCAUUAGUAACAUUAUUUUAAUUAUAAAUCAAGAAAAUGACAUUUUUAUCCUAAUUCAUGUUUAAAAAGAUUUUUGUAUGAUCAUUCAAGUUUCAAAAAGAUUUAGUAAUGUUAGUACAUCAAAUUCAAUUUUUGUAAGCAUAAAGUUUUUUAAAAAAGGUUUUGUUUUAUUUAUAUCAAAAGUCUAAUGCUGUUCAGCUAAAAUUAUGUUUCAUUUAUGAAAGGAAAACUGUUCAAAA